AUUCUUAUAAUCAAAGCACAAAACCCAUAUCUCUCAUCUGACAGACUUGACAAGGGCUCUCAGAGCAGGCAGGUUUUCAAGGGGAAAUGGCUGGUUUCCUCUCAGACCUGGUUCAAUACCGGAAGCUGGUGCUAAUGAUUUUGGUACUAGGAAUUGGUGGGACCCACCUCUCUGGUUUUCAAAUGUCUGUGAUCAAUUAUACUUCUCCGUAUAUUCAGCAGUUUAUCAACGAAACUUGGCUGGAGCGCUACGGGUCUGUGCUGCAGCAGGAGACACUCACAUUCCUCUGGUCCUGCGUGGUGUCUGUGUACUGUGUAGGUGGGAUGCUGGGGUGUCUGUGUAGUGGUUACCUCGCUGCAAAAUAUGGAAAGAAGAAAAGUCUCCUGCUCAACGACGUGGUCCUGAUAAUAGCCACCCUGCUGACUGGCUUCAGUAGGAGAGCCAAGUCUUUUGAGAUGAUCCUAACCGGGCGCUUCCUCGAGGGCAUCGGUGCUGGAAUACAUAUGAAUGCCCAUGUUCAGUAUGCUGGAGAGAUCUCACCCAAGAAGUUGCGUGGAUUUGUAAAUGUGACCUCCUCUGUGUUUCUUGCACUAGGAAAAGCUGUAGCAAGAAUUCUUGGAUUACGGGAGAUGCUGGGCAGCCAGUCUCUGUGGCCCGUGCUGAUGGCCUCCUGUGGACUUCCAGCACUGGUCCAGCUGGUUGCUCUGCCCUUCUUCCCUGAGUCCCCACCCUACCUCCUCAUGCAUAAAGAGGACAUGGAAGGCUGCAAAAAAGCCAUAAGGCAGCUUUGGGGUGAAGGCCAUCACCAAGCAGAGAUUGAUGACAUCAUGAAAGAGAAGGCAACAAUGAAAAACACCAAGAUCUUGAGUGUCCUGGAGCUAAUCAAAGAACCAGCUUUCCGUUGGCAGCUGUAUAUGAUAGUUACUAUGACCGCCACAAUUCAGCUCUGUGGCAUCAAUGCAAUUUAUUUUUAUACUUUUGAAGUUCUCAAGGCAUCUGGUUUUGAUGAAAAUAUGAUCUCCUAUAUGACACUCUCCCUUGGACUCUCUGAACUCGUAGCUGCUGUGGUCUGUAGCUCCAUUAUUGAGCGACUGGGCAGGAAAGUGCUCCUGAGAGGAGGCUAUGGGAUCAUGGGCUCACUGCUAGCAGCCAUCACCGUGACUCUCUCCCUACAGGACUGGUAUUUCUGGAUGCCAUACUGCAGCCUGUGUCUGAUUGUCUUGUUUGCAGUGGUCUUUGCAGUUGGGCCAGCUGGUGCCACAAUUUCCGUUCGGGUGGAAAUCUUCAAGCUCUCCUGCAGACCCCCUGCCUUUGUGAUCAGUUCUGUCCUCAACUGGUUGGGUGUCUUUGUCAUUGGAACAUCUUUCCCAUUCAUUGUGGAAAAACUCAAGCACUUCUGCUUCCUCAUCUCCAUGGGGGUACUUUUCACUGCAGUGAUAAUUAUCCACCUGGUCCUUCCAGAAACAAAAGGAAAGUCAAUUGUGGAAAUCACAGACGAAUUCAAUAAGCUAAACUUCAAAAAGAAAUGUAUUCCAGCAGCUCCAAAUCAUGUCACAGAGGAUUAUAUCUUCUGCACCAGGUACCAGUCAGUGAGCAACAGGAAUCAGCUCUUUCAUAGGAGAUGGCAACCUUCUUCCCUGACCUGGUUGCUGCAGAUUGCAGACAAGGAAACUGAUUUCCCCCUUCCCCACAUCCAGGACUGCCAACCUGACAGAUACCUUUUAAAACUCUCUCCCCUUACUGCAAACAAAGUGGUGGAUUAUCACCCUUACACUAGCACUCAGUCUUGCUAUGGCACUGUAGCUGAUGAUUGCAUUUUAGCAGUUCAGUUCCGGGGUUUAUUUCAAAUGAUCUUAGUGCUGGGAAUUGGUGGUAGCUUCCCAUAUGGAUUCCACAUUUCUGUCAUCAACUACCCUUCCGUGCACAUCAGGAAGUUUAUGAAUGAAACCUGGAUAGAGAGACAUGGCUCUCCCCUCCAUCCUGAGACAAUCACACUGCUGUGGUCCUUCAUUGUGUCUGUUUAUGGAUUAGGAGGAUUCCUGGGAAGCCUCUGCUGUGGCUACCUGACUACAAAAUACAGGAAAAAAAAGUGCCAAAUGUGCACCAACCUGAUCAUGCUGGUAGCUGCACUUUUCAUGGCCUUCAGUAAAACAGCCAAAUCCUUUGAGAUGAUUUUCGUUGGACGUUUUCUCUAUGGCAUUGGUUCAGGGUUUUCUCUCAAUAUACAUCCUCAGUAUGUAGGAGAGAUUUCACCCAAGAAGCUCCGUGGAUUUACCAACUCCACAGUUGCUGUUUUUCUGACCCUGGGAAAACUCACAGGACAGGUUAUUGGACUACGGGAGAUUUUAGGAAGUGAAGCUUUGUGGCCAUGGUUGUUGGCAUCCAGUGGACUUUCAGCACUGGUUCAACUGGUUACUCUCCCAUUUUUCCCUGAUUCACCAUCCUACCUCCUGAUACAGAAGGGUAAUGAGGAAGCCUGCAGAAAAGCCAUCAGGAAGCUCUGGGGGGAGGGAGACCACCAAGCAGAAAUUGAUGACAUUAUGAAGGAGAAGGUUGUAAUGACGAGCACCAAAACCUUGCGUGUCCUGGAAGUAAUGAAAGAACCAUCUCUGCGCUGGCAGCUCUACAUUCUGAUGACUGUCAUGACCACCUUGCAGCUCUGUGGAAUCAAUGCAAUAUACUUCUAUUCUUUUGAAGUAUUCCACACAGCCAAGUUUGAAGAAUACCUUAUCCCAUAUGUGUCCCUGGGAGUUGGGUUGUGUGAAUUCUUAUCCUCUAUACUGUGUAGCACCCUCAUAGACCGAUUUGGGAGGAAGGUGCUGCUGUGGGGAGGAUACACACUGAUGUGUUCUGUGCUUGGGCUCCUUACCAUGACCCUGUCACUGCAGCAUCGUUUUUUCUGGAUGCAUUACUUCAGUGUUAUCUUGAUCUUCCUAUUCGUUAUCUUCUACGGAAUUGGACCAUCUGGAGCCACUGUAUCUAUCAUGGUUGAAAUCUUCAGCCAGUCAUUCAGACCCUCAGCCUUUUUGAUUGUUGGCUUCAUCAACUGGAUGGGACUGUUUGUACUUGGGAUGAUUUUUCCAUUGAUUGUUGAUAACCUUGGACCCUUCUGCUUUCUUAUCUUUUUUGGAAUCCUUGCCUUAUCAGCAAUUUUCAUCUACCUUUAUCUACCCGAGACCAAGGGAAAGUCAAUCAUGGAAAUAAAAGCAGAGUUCAACAAAAUGAACUUUGGGAAAAACAAAACUUCAGUCACUGAAAAUAACUUUCCUAAGGAACAGUCAUUCUGCACCAAACUCUGA
Calypte anna (Anna's hummingbird) is the source of this 3299-nucleotide messenger RNA. RefSeq lists its product as uncharacterized. Gene Ontology annotation, cellular component: membrane. Gene Ontology annotation, molecular function: hexose transmembrane transporter activity. Bases 87 to 3299 code for a protein of 1070 amino acids. The record is from RefSeq and is a predicted model, not a curated record. Gene Ontology annotation, biological process: monosaccharide transmembrane transport. Lineage: Eukaryota; Metazoa; Chordata; Aves; Apodiformes; Trochilidae. The transcript is spliced from 25 exons.